Molecule: messenger RNA, 3856 nt
Organism: Colossoma macropomum (tambaqui)
Lineage: Eukaryota; Metazoa; Chordata; Actinopteri; Characiformes; Serrasalmidae
Product: myosin-3-like
Exons: 2
Coding region: 63-1577 (504 amino acids)
Source: RefSeq, a predicted model, not a curated record
CGUUGAGAAGCAGCAGUGCGGCGCUUUGUGUAAAAAAGGAGAGAAAAACAGAAAAGAAAAGAAUGGAGGAGGAAAAAGGAACGUUUAGUGAACGUGUGAAUGAACUGGAGAUCAAAGUGGAAGUAAGUGAUCAUCUGCUUGAGGAGGAAAGAAAGAUCUUCAACAAGACCACAAGAAAGAUAGAGAAGGCAUGGCAGAACAUCGGGAUGCAGAAAGCAGAAAUUGAAGCACAAAAAGAGGAAUUUGAGAAAGAAAAAGAGAAAAAUGCAUUGAUUCAGGCCUACAGAGAGAGACUGGCUGAAAAACAACUCAAAAGGCUGAAAGGGAAAAUGGACAGCCAGGAGAACGUGAGAAGGAUGGUGGUAGAUCAGGAGUGGAGGAAUAUUGAGGAAGAGAAAAGAAAGAUUGAGGAGGCGCGGAACACCAUUAAAAGAAAUAAAAAGGUGUCUGAGAAAGAGAUAAGGAAGCAGAGGAAGAAGGCUGAGAGAGAGGAGAAUGAAAGAAAACAGGAUACAAUGACUAAAGAUGAUAUUCUGGCCCUAGUGAGAGAAGAGAUACUCUGGCAGAAAGAGAAAGAGGUGAGAGAGGAGAGAAAGAGAGAGGAGAGGAAGGCUGCAAAGCUGAAAAAGGAGAUCAUGGAGCAAGUCAGAGCAGAGAUAGAGAGAGAAGUGGGCAGAAGACAGGAAGAGAGAGAGAGAGAGGAGAAAAAGAGGAGAAAGAAGCAGAGGAGAGUGGAGAUGGAGAAAGCCCGGAGAUUGAUGGAUGAAGAGAGGGAAUCAAUAAUGAGGCAGAUAGAAACUGAAAGGAUGCAACGAUUUAGCCUGAAUGAUAAUAUCCUACAGCGGAUCACCAAGAGACUCAGGAAGGUCUGUUCUGGGAUCUGUUCAAGGAUCUGUCCUGGCUUUUCAGAGAUCUGUUCAAGGAUCUUUGCUGAUUCUUCAGAGAUCUGUUCAAGGAUAUGGUCAAGGAUCUGCUCCUCAGAGAUAUUUUCAAGGAUCUGCUCCUCAGAGAUAUUUUCAAGGAUCUGCUCUUGCUCUGAAGAGAUGUCUUCAAGGAUCCGCUCUUGCUCCUCAGAGAUAUUUUCAAGGAUCUGCUCCUCAGAGAUAUUUUCAAGGCUCUGUUCUUGCUCUUCAGAGAUGUUUUCAAGGAUCCGCUCUUGCUCUUCAGAGAUAUUUUCAAGGAUCUGCUCCUCAGAGAUAUUUUCAAGGCUCUGCUCUUGCUCUUCAGAGAUGUUUUCAAGGAUCCGCUCUUGCUCUUCAGAGAUGUUUUCAAGGAUCCGCUCUUGCUCUGAAGAGAUGUUUUCAAGGAUCCACUCUUGCUCUGAAGCAAUGUUUUCAGGGAUCCACUGUUGCUCUGAAGAGAUGUUUUCAGGGAUCCGCUCUUCAGAGGUGUUUUCAAGGAUCUGCUCUUGCUCUGAAGAGUUGUCUUCAAGGAUCUGCUCGUGCACUGAAGAGAUGUUUUCAGGGAUCCGUUCUUGCUGUGAAGAGAUGUCUUCAAGGAUCUGCUCUUGCUGGGAAGAGAUCUUUUCAAGGAUCUGCUCCUGUUUUUAUGAUCUGGAAGCAAGGUUCUCUUUGUAGAAGAGAUCUUCAGGGUUCCCCUGCUGGAGAGUCUAUGUAUGAGGUAACCUAAAACGAAUUUGUCAUAAAUGUAGUGCUUGUUACAAAAUACAAGUAACAGGUGUAACAAAUGUUACUACAAAAACUUUUCAGGUAGUAUAUAGAUAAGUACUGUUUUCACAAAUACGGCUCCAGGCUUCACUUCGACGUUCGUCUAACAGUUAAACAAAUGAUGAUGGUCGCCUCCAGAAUUAUCGAGAUAAACAAUAUCACUGAGAUUCAAAUUGGGUCACAAAAAAGUACCACAUGUGAACAUUACAGAGUCUUACUCUACAGCUUGAAUUUUGUAGAUGGUAAUAUAAUCAGAGUAUAAUCACAGGCUGGACUAGCUUCUUGUUCGGAAAUCAAAAUAUUGCCAACCUUGUAUGUCUUUUGGACAAGGUUUUCAAUUUUCCUCUUUAUUAGAGAGCGGUUUUCUUCUACUUUAGACUCUUUAUUUAAAUUGCAUUUUUCCAGCAUGAAAAUCUGUCAGAUUCUUUCCAAAUGCUACUUUUGUAAAGCCUAUAAUUAAAUGCAGUCUUUUCUAUUGUAGUCAUUUUUAAACUAGCAUAGAUUAGGAUGAUUGAACAGAGGGAAGAGUUAAAUAAAGUCAUAGAAAUAAAAUCCUGUGAAAGAAAAUGAAAGAAUGAUAAUUUGCAUAAUAUGUAAAUGAUUGCGAUAUUCAACAUCGAUUGUUAGAAUGCUCUGUAUUCUGAAUACAUAUGACAAUAAAUCUAACCUGAUAUUCAACAUUCAGACAGUCUAAUGUAAUGUAAUGCUUUGUUGCAGUGCUGAAAGAAGAGUUGGAGAGACACAGAUGAAGAAGGAGCAGAUGAGGGAGGAGCAGAGAGCACCGAGAGGAGAACAAGAAAGCCAAGAGUUUGAUGGAGUGAGAGAGGGAAGAGAGCAAUGUAGAGGAGAAGGAGGUGAGAAGACGGUUGAGAGAGCAAAGUGAGAGAGAGUGAGGGAUCUUUAAUGAUCCAGAUAGAGGCUGAUAGGAUGCAAAGGCAUAACCUGCUGUAUUAUUGAUCACAGAGAAACAGCCUGAAUGAUAAUGAUAAUAAUCCUACAGCAGAUCUUGAAGAAACUGAGGAAGAUCUGUUCAAGUAUCUGUUCGAGGGUCUCUUCUUGGUCUUGUUGUGUUAAAGUCCUGCAUAAUUGGGGUUUUAACCUUAACUAGUUAUCAGGCUACCUUAAUAGUUUGAGUUCACUGAACUUUGAAUAGUAAAUUAACUGAAUCUGCUUCAUGCUCUGUCAACAUAUUGUUUGAAGUUCAAAAACAAAUUUUAUGGUAGCCUGGUAACUAACCACAUUUUUUUUAAAUGUAAAUGUUAUAUGACUGUAUUAUUGAUAGAGCUAGUACCUCUAUUUUAAUUCAGAUUUCCGUUCCUUUUCCUCCUCAACAUUAUUUCAGUUAAAGCAAAUCAGUCAGGUGUAGCUCAGAAAUAUGACAACAUUUAGAAAAUAUUUUUAAUGAAAUGACACAAAUGUGUACAAUAAAUAACCUGCAACUUUAUCUUAUUUAUUGAAGGUCUGCAUAAGCCCAGCUGAUAAGAAGAGACAAAAUGAAGAAAUGAGUUCCUCUUUCAGGAAGAACAGCACCAGUGAGAGAAAACAAAGGAAAACAGUUUCAGAAAUGUACUUGUGCAAGAUUUUGAGCUGAGAAAGAGGAAGAAUGAAGAAAAGCCUACAUAGGAGAAAGGAAUGAAAGAAACUUGAAGACAAGAAGCACCAAAAACAGAAGACCUAAGAAUCACACAUAGUAUUUGAACAACUUAAAGAACCUAAAUUAAAACACACACACACACAGACGCACACACACACACACACACUCAUACACACUCUCUCACACACACACAUACGCACACACACAUGCGGCCAAAUGCACUUUAAAAAUAUUUAAUAAACAUUUAAAAAAGAUAUUUUGUUAUAUAUAUAUUAUUAUGUUUUACUCACAUUACAUUUACUGAAGCUUUCAUGAUUGAUAGAAAGUCUCUACAAAUAACAAAAUCUACUGAUACAUGAACUAUUCUUAUAGCAUUCAUGAACUGCCCAGCAACAUUACAAUAAAUGACAGUAUUAAUAAUGUAGGUGGCAGUUUGAGCUUUUUAGUUGCCAUUUUUAAAAAUGUGGCAUCUCUACAUUAGGUCUUUUUCCUUUUCAUUUAAACCCAUUAUAAGAAAACAAGCUUAAAGUGGCUUAAUGUACGAAUGCAACAACGUAGGAACAUCAAACCUCUCUCACCUACUGCUGGUCGUAAG